Cyphellophora attinorum is the source of this 1998-nucleotide messenger RNA. Its product is annotated as Protein SGT1. Gene Ontology annotation, cellular component: nucleus. The coding region runs from base 1 to 1998 and encodes 665 amino acids. The record is from RefSeq and is a predicted model, not a curated record. The transcript has a single exon. Lineage: Eukaryota; Fungi; Ascomycota; Eurotiomycetes; Chaetothyriales; Cyphellophoraceae.
AUGGCGAACACGGAGGAUGACCUGGCAUGGCUCAAGUCGACCUUCCAUCCGGUUCCCAAAGCCGCACUGCCGGAUGACUGCAUCGAGUACACCAUCUAUGCUAUAUCUUCUUCACUAGAUCCAACCAAUGAUUCAGAAACACGCCUACGACUGAAAGCAUUCCAGGAACACGUGGCAGAUUUGCAAAAGAAGUGGUUGAAGGACUACAUUUGGCAGCGACAAGGCUUCAGCCUGGCUCUUGAGAAAGAUGAUGGUGAGGUUCGUGACCAGAAGUCGCUGGGACAUGCGAAAGACCUAACGUGUUUCGCAGGUGUGAGCUAUCUGCAGGGUCGUACUGAGUACGGAGAUUCCAUCGAAGAUGAAUGGGUCAUUGUCUGGCUACUACGAGAGAUCAGCAAGCAAUUCGACGACGCCUGGAUCAAGGUGACUGAUAAUGACGGCGAGUUCCUGCUGAUUGAAGCGUCCGGAUCCCUACCUGCCUGGCUCGAGCCUGACGUGGCGGAGAAUCGUGUCUGGAUCAAUGACGGAAAGCUCAAGAUCAUCAAGCCUGCUUCCGGCAAGCAAUCAGCCAAGCGAACAGACGAGAAGCUGUCGAUCAAAGAUGCUCAUCAAGUGAUCCUGGGAGAACGUAAGCGCUUGAUGCAUUCCACGCUCAUGGAAGAAGAGGCUUUUUAUCGCCUGCGAAAUUAUCCAGCACAGAUCGCCGAUAACGUCCAUCACGCUUUAGCAGUGGUGCCACGAACAGUCGCGUUCCUUCUACACCAGAAUCCGGCCUACAUUGCCCCAGCCAUUGAGGCCUUCUAUCUCAGGGAUCCAAUCUCUCUGAAGAAGCUCAACGCGGACAAGACAGACUUGGACCUGCCCAUACAACCUCAUGACCUGGUCACAGUCAGUGUUCGCUUUCCAAAGGUAGCCUAUGCGCAACUGAAAUCGCAGGACUUUCCCGCUCCCAAAGCAUUGCAAAAUAUGCUGUCAGAAAGUGUCAAGACAACUGAUACUAGCCCUGCGUUUGCUGAAACAGGAAUGAAGAUCACUUGUGGCUUCGAGAUGCUCUUGUCAGAUACUCAGUAUCAAGACAAGCCUGCAGUGCGUGAGAUGAAGCUCCUUCUGGAAGACAUUGAAUCGGGAGAAGAGCCUCUUCCCACGGAUGGCGUCAUCCAGACCUGGCCUAAGAAAGAGGACGGUGAGAAAUGGCUAGAUAUCAACUUCUCCGAUCUGGAGCAGGAGCUGGCCGGUAGCAAAUCGAAACCUGCUGAGGACGGCAAGAAGCGGGAAUUUGGUGAUAAGUCUGCACAGGAAAACCUGCAGAGAAUCGUGAAGCAGUUCGAGGCAUUCAUGAAUGAUGAAAAGGCCGGCGUGGACGGCGCUGGUACGUUUGACGAAGACGAAGACCUUGAUUCUGAUGACAGUGACGAGGACGACCCCUUCGAAGACAAAUCAGCGAGCUUUGGCGAUGACGACUUCACGAAACUGAUGCAAGAAAUGAUGGGCAUGCCUCCAGAAGUCAUGUCCGAGUUGAUGAAAGGCAAGCUGGCACCUGAUGCAGCUGUCUCUGAGGCAGGCAGAUUCGCCGCUGAGAGAACGAAGGCGCAGAAUGUCACUGAGAACAAGGGCGGGGAGAAAGAGCAGGAGAAGCAAGCGGUAGCUGAAGACGAAGAGGACUCGGAUCCGGAGUUCGCUGCGCACAUGGCUCAACUUGAGACAGAACUUCGAUCCAGUGGUGCUCUGAACCUGUCCGGCCGCAGCAAGAAGAAGAUUACGGAUCGCGCUUUGAAAGGUGCAGAAGGAGACCGCGACUCAGACCUCUCAUCAGAUGACGACCUCGGCGAGAACGACAUCGAUGUCAACUUCGCGAAAAAUCUGCUGGAAUCAUUCAAGGCACAAGGAGGCACGGCUGGACCGAUGGGAAACCUGAUGGGAUUGAUGGGCGCCGGGCUCCCUCGAGACGAUCGUGACGAAGGCUCUAGCUCUCGAGCUGGACCCAGCUCUUCCAAGUGA